UUUGUCUACAAUAGCGGUUCUUUAUUGAAUAAUACACAAAAUUUAGUUACAAACCUCAACUUGUGAGAUAUCUGGGGCAUUCAAAUGCGUCCUUCCAAUAUGAAAUAAGAAGGCUUUCUGUAACAGUAACAUAAAGAAUAAUUGCAACAUAAGAUAGUACAAAUGACAGCUAAUAGCUGUUUAAAUUCGAUAACAGUUUAUGAGCAAUCGAAACCCGAACUAAGAGCAAAACAAUAUGGAAACUGGUGCAUUUAAAUAAAUGCAUGAAACUGUGGAUAAUCGCUGCAGUGAUUAAGGUAUAAUAAUUAAAAUGAUAAAUACAAUGAUAAGUACAAUAAACGUUAUAAGUAUAUGUGAACAUUUCAGAAUAUUACACUACAACUUGCGUUACAACAUAAGUGUAAAAAGUGUUGGGAAUACAACUGCUUACUGAAUGUGAAUAAGUAGUAUAAAACAAUACACAAAGGAGUGGAAAGGGUGAGAGUAGGAACAAUGUGCGAAAAACUUAACAAGUAUUAAAUAAACACAAACGAACAUAUUGUAUUUAGAAUUCGAAUUCAAGGAGUCAUCAAAUACAAAAGAAUCAUUAGUUGAUACAAAUAUCAUAGUGAUUUUAUUUAUUUCAUAUUAUUUUACAAUCAUAAAUUGAGAUAAGACUUAUAAAAAACCGAACAAUGUGCUUUUGAUAAUAAUAUUAUUAACUAUGUUGUUUAUUGAACGUGUUGUAGAUGACAAAAGGCCAUAAACGUUUCUAUACUGUAGCGGUAACUAAAUCCCCAAACUAAAUAGCUCUGUAGGUUUUCGACAUUGGAUGCUGACCAUAUGUUUUAGUGGACUCAUCUAGCUGAAGGCGCUCGGUCAUGCAUCCGCACCAGAUCACGUGCUGUCACGCUGUGCUCAACAUCAACCACAAUCACUAGCCAGAUUAGAUCAGAGAUUCCCGAUAUAUUGGUUAUCGCCAAAUACACUCUUCCGAUCUCCUCGACUCUGUCUUUUGAUUUCUCUCGGUGGGAACAAAGCAUAUUAGAAGGUGUUACUGGUAGAAGCGUUGUCAAACACUGAAUACCUGUAUCAUCCUCAUUGGUGAGACCGUCGUGAUCUGGUACACCUAAUUGCAACUGUGAGUCUGUUCCUUUUUGGGAUUUUUUUAUAUAUUAUUACCUUAAUUUUUUUUAAACAUUGUGAUUUUUUUCGUGUUUUUCCUUGGAUAUAUAUAUAUUUUUUCCCCUCGUUCAUUAUCGUACUUCAUAUUUCAUCAUGGCUGAACAGACACCCAAAAUACUCAAGCUUAAGACUUUGUCCCCGCCUUCGUUUCAACUCAUGUCUUUCUGGCCCGACAAUAUCGAAGCCUGGUUCUGCUACGCAGAAGCUGACUUCUCCGAGCACGGCGUGAUCGACACACGUGCACAAUUCCUCGCAGUAGUCAAGGCACUACCGCGCGAAUUCAACAGGUACGUAACAGCUAGUAUGUUUACUAGUGAUGUUUUCGAUCCUUACGAAAUCUUGAAACGUUCGAUUCUUAAACGAGGAGACCUAACCGAUCGACAAAGGUUAGAUCAACUCUUCAAUAACAUCGACCUGCAACACGGUUCUGCGACUGACAUGUUGCAACGAAUGAGAGAAGUGCUAGGCCUAAGAACUUUCGACGAAGGUCUAUUUAAACAACUUUUCUUGUCUAAACUUCCUCAACAGGUGCAAGCGGUUCUGGUCUCGUUUCAGAACAACGCCUUAGACGAGCUAGCUGCAUCUGCCGAUCGUAUUUUAGAAAUAACGAAAUCGUCUACUUCAGAGGUAUUUUCAGUCAAAGAAAACCUCACACGACUCAGAAUGACAUAACCGAAUUAUGUCAUACACUCACGCGUUAUCUUAAUCUUCGUAACGACCGUAGUCGCUCACGCAGUCCACGUAGAAGCAUUUCGCGUAAACGAUCUGUCUCUAGACCACGAGAGACGGAUAACCCUGACUGGUGCUAGUAUCAUAACCAGUAUGGAAAAUCUUCCAGAAAUUGCAAAAAACCCUGCAAUUUCCCCAACACGAAAACGACUGACUCGAAAAACAACUCGGGAAACUUCUAAGCCGGCACGCGUUAACGGCAACCGUAGCCGGCGAACAUAGCCGUCUGUUGUACGUCACAGAUGUGACAACGAGAGUUCGCUACCUCGUCGACACUGGCGCAGAAGUUAGCGUUCUCCCAGCAAAUCAUAACGACCGGCUCCACGAAUCAACUCUAAACUUACAGGCGGCAAAUGGAAAACCGAUCGCCACGUAUGGCAAAAGGUACAUCUACCUGAACGUGGGUUUACGCAAACCCAUUCAUUGGAUUUUCGUUGUUGCAGAUGUUUCUAUGCCAAUCAUUGGUAUGGAUCUUCUACAACACCAUAAUCUAAUCAUCGACACGCGCAAACGGAGGCUAGUAGAUGGAAACACUAAUUUAUCCGUUUGUGUAACUUCUUUUUCUGGUUGUAGAUUAUCCCCAGUCACAGUUAAGCAUAUGAUAGACCCACUCUAUCAACCACUACUCGACAAGUACCCUGGGAUACAGAAAACUCAACCGAAACUACCGUGUGUAACCAGCAAUGUUACACAUCACAUCACGACUACAGGACCACCUGUAUUCUCCAAAGCACGACGACUAGCUCCGGAAAAGCUGAGGUUAGCGAAAAACGAAUUCGAUCACAUGAUAGACUUAGGAAUCAUACGACCGUCAAACAGCCCAUAUGCAUCUCCGUUGCACAUGGUCCCUAAAAAGGACAGCAACGAUUGGCGUCCAACUGGUGACUAUCGGCGAUUGAAUGCAAAAACCAUUCCCGAUCGUUACCCGUUGCCUCACAUUCACGAUUUGACAGCUACCUUGAAAGGUACAACUGUCUUUUCGAAAAUCGACUUGGUUAAAGCGUAUAACCAAAUCCCUAUGGCUACUAACGACAUACCGAAAACAGCUAUCAUAACUCCUUUCGGACUCUAUGAAUUUUUGCGAAUGCCGUUCGGUCUAAGAAACGCUGCGCAAACAUUCCAAAGAUUCAUAGACGACGUCUUUCGAGGUCUCAACUUCGUACAUGAGUAUGUUGAUGACUGCCUAAUCGCAAGUCUGGACAGAGAAUCACAUCUCAAGCAUCUGGAUCUUGUUUUCGAACGAUUACAAAAACAUGGCAUUACUGUAAACGUUCAGAAAUGCCAAUUCGGAACCGACUCGUUAGAUUUCCUAGGACACACUAUCGAUGCUCAAGGCAUUCGACCUCUUAGGACCAAAGUGGCGGCCAUUCUGGAUUACCCAGAACCGACCAACGUCAAGCAAUUACGCACGUUUAACGACCUGGUAAGUUUCUAUAGACGCUUCAUACCGAAAUGCGCAUUACUUAUGAAACCUCUUACUGACCAACUUCGUGGAAAUGCGAAAUCCAUUAAUUUGGACGACACCGCACUAAAAGCAUUCUCCACAGUUAAGGAACUGAUCGCUAAAGCAACAAUGCUCGCACAUCAGGACACUGAAGCACCCAUUAGUAUCGCAGUAGACGCAUCCAACUCGGCAAUCGGAAGAGUCUUACAACAAUGGGUUAACAAAUCCUGGCAACCCUUGGCAUUUUUCUCUAGACGGUUGCUAGACACCGAAUCGAGAUACAGCACAUUCGGUAGGGAACUCCUAGCUAUGUAUUGUGCUGUAUGGCAUUUUCAACACUAUAUCGAAGGCCGUGAAUUCACUCUAUUCACUGACCAUAAACCGCUCACUUUCUCGUUAAGCUACUCUUCAGACAAGUACUCUCCCCGUGAGUCUCGACAACUGGACUACAUUUCGCAGUUUACUUCAGAUAUUCAACAUAUUUCUGGAGCAAACAAUGUAGUUGCAGACGCCUUGUCUCGAAUAAAUUCCUUGAACAGUUUCCAAGUAAUCGACCUUCUUAAACUCGCCCAGCUUCAAAAAAAAGACACUGAUCUUCAGCAAGAGUUAUCGUCCACAACCCUUAAACUACGCAUCAAACAGAUGGGAACAGGUAAGGAAACCUUACUUUGUGACACAUCUACAGGUAGAGAUCGCCCAAUCUUCCCGAAACAUUAUCGACGCAAUGUCUUCAACACAUUGCACAAACUUUCUCAUCCAGGUGUUCGUGCAACCAUCAAGCUAAUAGCAGAACGGUUUUGCUGGCCUGGUAUGAAUAAAGACGUGAGGGAGUGGGCACGCUCCUGUGUAAGCUGCCAAAAAUCUAAGGUCAUCAGACACAAUAAAUGUCCCUUAGGCUCAUUUAAAACUCCCGAUGCUCGUUUCGACCAUGUUCAUAUGGAUUUGGUAGGACCUUUACCAGAUUCAAAUGGAUACUCUUACCUCUUAACCUGUGUAGAUCGUUUCACCCGAUGGCCAGAAGCAGUACCUAUCAAGGACAUCACUGCUGAAACAGUGGCCCGCACCUUCGUCGAACGAUGGGUAGCAAACUUCGGUUGCCCUUCAACCAUCACUACAGACCGCGGACGUCAGUUUGAGUCUGAACUUUUCCGUCGUCUGACCACACUAUUAGGAAGCACUCGCUUCCGAACGACCGCCUACCACCCACAAGCAAACGGGUUGGUAGAACGCUUUCACCGACAACUAAAAGCUUCACUAUCAGCUGCAAACGUUUCACAGUGGACCGACGCUCUUCCACUCGUCUUACUAGGUAUCCGCAAUGCAGUGAAAGCUGACAUUGGAUACACCGCAGGUCAACUCGUUUAUGGAACGACACUUCGACUUCUAGGAGAAUUCGUGGAUCCUUCAUCCUCUUCAAUGAGCAUGGAUCUAACCUCCUACACGAACAGGCUUACAAACGCUAUGCGUUCAGUUAAACCUGCUUCCACUCGACCACAGUCAACCUAUGUUUUCGUUCAACCUGACUUACGAUAUAGUACACACGUUUUCGUUCGUCGAGACUCGCAUCGACGACCUUUCGAAUCGACAUACGAAGGACCUUUCAAAGUUCUUCAACGCGAACCGAAGUACUAUAUAAUCGAUAAGAACGGUACCAACGAUAGCAUCAGCAUCGAUCGCCUCAAAGUAGCGUAUUUAGAAGGAAAUCCUAUCUACGUGGAUUUUCCUUCGGUACAAUUGAACAACACGACUCCGACACGUAUAAUGCCUCAUCAGACAACCAACAAACACGAUGAUAUUUCGACAGUAUCCGAAAAUAAACUUAAAACGACGCGUUCUGGAAGAAGAGUGAGAUUUCCAGAACAUUUAAACGACUAUUGCACGUAAGGCACUUCUCGACAUUUUCUAUAUUAUUAAAAAAGUAAAUUUUUUUUAAUGGGCUUAUAUAUUUUCAUUUCUAUUUCAAAAAAAAAAGAAAACGAUUUUUUUAACGCUGUUACGUGUUCAUGAGUUUAUUUUUCCUUUUUUACGCACAUACGAGUGUAUUUUCGACAUGCACUUACAUUUUCUUUCUUCUUUUCCAGGACGGCUGGAAAACAACGAUGACGUUUAUGAGGAUCCGAAAUGUUCAUUGUACAUUUUCUUUUUUUACUAUGUUGUACCCCCGGUCCCAUAUAGUAAGGAAAGACGGCCAGACGCUGAUAAAUUCAGUAAGCUAUCAGAAAAGUGUUUACCAACGACAAACUCGUUGGGUUUAAACUUCUGGCUGGCCACGUCUUAGGGUCAUCACUGCCCCACUAGGGGGGAGUGAUCUGUAGCGGUAACUAAAUCCCCAAACUAAAUAGCUCUGUAGGUUUUCGACAUUGGAUGCUGACCAUAUGUUUUAGUGGACUCAUCUAGCUGAAGGCGCUCGGUCAUGCAUCCGCACCAGAUCACGUGCUGUCACGCUGUGCUCAACAUCAACCGCAAUCACUAGCCAGAUUAGAUCAGAGAUUCCCGAUAUAUUGGUUAUCGCCAAAUACACUCUUCCGAUCUCCUCGACUCUGUCUUUUGAUUUCUCUCGGUGGGAACAAAGCAUAUUAGAAGGUGUUACUGGUAGAAGCGUUGUCAAACACUGAAUACCUGUAUCAUCCUCAAUACCAACCCCCUGGAUUUCAUUGGAGAAUUCAGGCUUUAUAUUAAUUAACAGUACACACUCUUUCCUAGCUGCGUGUUUUAGCGACUGCAGACCUGUCAACUAUUUAGAAAAUCUUGAACGUCUCGCUUGUGAUACGACCACCAAUAUCUAAUCCACAUGCCUGAACAUUUUGUUUCAUUACGGCUCCUUAUGGUCUAGUGGGAUGUAUUGAUGCUGAUUUAUCAUGCAGAAAACCUCAUUAAAUCGUGUUUGGAACGUUGAAUUGGUUUACUUCCUACCCAGUAAUCCUAUUACAAGCAAACUAGACAAUUCACUAAAAUACGAAGCCUACAGAAGACCCAAUAAAAACAAUUAAAAAACUUAUAUAAAAUGGCUCCAAUAGCUUUUAAAAAAGGAAGAUAGCCAACAGUAUAUCACAAUACUGUUUUUAGAACUACACAUGAUGCCACACUCAGCUCCUUUCUAAACCACCUUCGUUUGUCAGCUGUUUAUUCACUCAUACAUUUCCCACACUUGUCUUCUUUAACCUAUUAGAAUGAUCCUGCUUAGUAAAUACUAUAAUAAAAUAGAAUUAGACUGAGUAGCUAUACCUUAAAUUUUCUUUCAUGAACAUUGACUGCUCUGGCUCACGUCAUUUAUUUUGCUAGCUCCCUUUUACAGCCCCCUUGAGAUAUGGCACGGGUGACUUCAUGCUGCACCAUCCUUAAAGCCUCGGAUUUUCCAUAGUGAUAUAAAGUUGCGAUUUCUAGAAGCUCCCACUUUCAAUAGAUUUAUCUUUGACCAUCGGUUGCAUGUCGCAACGCCACUUUCAUGAAGCGCGCCAACUGUU
Molecule: messenger RNA, 6801 nt
Organism: Schistosoma margrebowiei
Lineage: Eukaryota; Metazoa; Platyhelminthes; Trematoda; Strigeidida; Schistosomatidae
Source: the annotation of a GenBank genome assembly